AUGAAAGCCCUCCAGGUCGAUCUCCAGUUAUCCACAGAGUUAAACAUUGGGCAGUACACUGACGGACUUCAGUUCUCUCAAAGUAAUGUUGCGAUCACUACCGAUGAUUCAGUUACUCGUCUUAUCCCUAUCGUUGGUCAACCCAUUGUACAGCAGAUUGUUGAUGGUGCCACCCUGUCCUUUAACACCAUCGUCUUGUCCGCCCCAACUGAUACCAACUUUAAGCUUGUUUUGAAUGGCGCAAUCGAAGGAACCGGUCCAUUCUCGGCCCAGAUAUCUUUCCCUCAAGGACUUACAGUUGCAUGGCAAGGGAAGACUCUUGGUAGCGUGACUAUGGAUAUGAUACAGACAAAGCCGGAUGAAGGUGCUCAGUUCAAUCUUCCCGGUGAAUUCACUGUAACAGAUCAGGAUGCUAUGGGUGAAUUUGCCAGUUAUUUGAUCAACAACAAGGACUUUGUCUGGGACAUUUAUACAGACUCUGUUAGCGUCAAUGCACUUGGAUUUACUUUUAGUGCUAUUCACAUGGAGAAGUUUGUCACGCUAUCUGGUACCAAUGGAUUCAAGGAUGCUGUAGUAAUAAACUCUUUUGAUUUGCCGUCAAAUGAUCCUGAUGGAGGUAUCACUCUUACUGCCAAGUCCACUAUCAAGAAUCCUAGCCAAGUUGGCUUUGAUCUCAACGGCGUCAGUUUCAACGCCUACUAUGAUGGUGUACUCCUUGGCCCCCUCGGAUCUGAAGGUGCCGCUGUAUUCCCUCCUCAAGGAGCGGGCGAUCUUAGUAUGAAAGGCCGUCUUAUUCACCAGGAUUCUGCCGAGGGUUUAAAGGCUGUCACUACAGUAUUCGAGAACUAUCUUGCGGCCAAUAAUUCUAUUGUUACAAUCGAAGGAGCAUCUGCCUCUGGUCCUAACGGUGAAGUUGGCUGGCUUACUGCUGCUUUCAAGACACUCAAGAUCGAAGGUGUUGUCUUACCCGGUCCAGCAACGAAACCCACCCUUAUCCCAUCCGUUACAAUAAAGGAUAUGGAAAUUGACUUCACAAAGAGUGCUUAUUCUCCUCCAGCAAGCUCUAAGCAGAUUCAGGCCCAGAUCAAGAAUCCCUUUGGCUUCCCUCUUAGCGUAACUUCUUUAAAUAUGGACGCCUUUGCUUCGUAUGAUGGUAAAACGGUUGCUGAACUCAAGAUUCCCGACGAGAAGGCUACAACAGACAGAAGUGGCAUUGUAUCAACUCAAUUUGACAAUGUUCCAUUUGCCUCACCAGACAGUGCGCAUUCUGGAUUUGACAGUUUUAUUUCAGUUUUGACUUCCACGGCCCAGGCUCAGUUUGGACUUUCUGGUACAGCCAAUGCACUGACCAGCACAGCUGCCGGUGAUCUUCAGCUCAAUAAUAUCGGGUUUGACGUACAAACUUCUUUGGCUGGUAAGUGA
Phycomyces blakesleeanus NRRL 1555(-) is the source of this 1422-nucleotide messenger RNA. RefSeq lists its product as hypothetical. Gene Ontology annotation, cellular component: fungal-type vacuole membrane. Bases 1 to 1422 code for a protein of 473 amino acids. The record is from RefSeq and is a predicted model, not a curated record. Lineage: Eukaryota; Fungi; Mucoromycota; Mucoromycetes; Mucorales; Phycomycetaceae. The transcript has a single exon.